AACAUUUUCAAAAUAUUUUUCAAAAUAUGGGGAAAAGCAAAAUAAUCAAAACUAAAGAUAAUGUUAAAUUUUUUAUGGCAACACUAGAUGAAAUUGUUAAUCUUAACUGUUUGCCAACUGGUUAUCAUACAGCUCAUUUACCAUUACCAGAUAGUUGUGAUCUUCCUAUUAGAUAUUUAACUGGUAAAAUAUAUAUUUGUGGGCAUUCUUAUCAUGAUAAAUGUUAUAAUAUUUACAAAGCUUGUAAAUAUUGUUUAGAAUAUUAUAAAAAAGGAAUUACUAAACAAGCUAAAGCAUUUAAAAAAGGAUUAGAAAAAUUGAUGAUAAAAAGAAUAUUUUAG
Racocetra fulgida is the source of this 341-nucleotide messenger RNA. Lineage: Eukaryota; Fungi; Glomeromycota; Glomeromycetes; Diversisporales; Gigasporaceae. The record is from the annotation of a GenBank genome assembly.